Molecule: messenger RNA, 1444 nt
Organism: Ficedula albicollis (Collared flycatcher)
Lineage: Eukaryota; Metazoa; Chordata; Aves; Passeriformes; Muscicapidae
Product: antigen-presenting glycoprotein CD1d-like
Exons: 7
Coding region: 121-1167 (348 amino acids)
Biological process (GO): antigen processing and presentation, exogenous lipid antigen via MHC class Ib; positive regulation of T cell mediated cytotoxicity; antigen processing and presentation, endogenous lipid antigen via MHC class Ib
Cellular component (GO): external side of plasma membrane
Molecular function (GO): lipopeptide binding; exogenous lipid antigen binding; endogenous lipid antigen binding
Source: RefSeq, a predicted model, not a curated record
UCUCCAAUGGGUGGGCAGCCACCGCAGUGACUGCUGGGCUGGGUGGAAGCUUGGGAUCCCACAGGUUCUUCCUCCUCGCGCAGUUACUGCUGCUGCUUCCUCAGCCUUGCCGCAUGCACCAUGCAGCCCCCUCACCUCCUCCUCUUCCUCUUUCUCCCGAUCCUCCUCCCUGGGAUGUGGGCAGACCUGGAGGCAGAGCCACAGGUUAUCCAGUACCUCCUCACUGGCCUCUUUGCCAACAUCAGCUCUGCUGAGGUGUCAUGCGUGGCACUUGUAGGGGACAUAUCCAUCUUAACACUGGAUCCAGCCAACUGGAGCGUCCACUUCCACUGGCCGUGGGCUAGCCAGGCUGCAGCUGAAGGAGAUGGGGAAAAGAUCAUGUCCCAGUACAAAAUUGUUCUGCGCAAUAUGAUCCGAUUUGUGCACGACACAGUUCAGCAGACAAAACAGCAUUACCCAUUGGUGGUCCAGUUCCGUGCAGGCUGUGUGCUGUAUCCCAAUAUGACAAGCCAAAGCUUCCUGAAUGUUGGCUGGGGUGGCAGAGACCUCGUAACUUUCGAGGUAGAUAAACAACGCUGGGAGGCCCAGCAGCCAUCCCAGGUGGCAGAGGUGGUCAGCAAGAGCCUCAACAGGCAGAAGUCUGUCAGCGUGCUCCUGGAGUACCUUCUCACCAUCUGGAUAUGCCAGAGCAACUUACAAACCCUGAAGAGGUAUGGGAGAGAAAUUCUGGAGAGACAAGAGUUGCCUGUGGCCACGGUCUUCACCCGCACCCCCAGCCUAGACCAGCUGCUGCUUGUUUGCCAUGUCACUGGCUUCUACCCCCGUCCCAUCAGCGUGGCCUGGCUGCGGGAUGGCCAGGAGGUGCCUCCGGGCCCGGCGCUCAACACCAGCACCAUCCUGCCCAACGCUGACCUCACCUACCAGCUCCGCAGCGUCCUGGCCGUGGCCCCCCGUGAUGGGCACAGCUAUGUCUGCCGUGUGCGCCACCACAGCCUGGGCACCCGCAGCCUUCUCAUCCCAUGGGAAAACCGCAGCACAGCUCCAGCCAUCAGCAUCACCAUUGCAGUGCUGCUUCUUGUGGCCACAGCCUCUGCUGGGGGAUUUUGGUGGUGGAAGAACAGGACAGGUAACGAGGCUACAUGGGAGACCCAGGAAUUCAUCAUUUGAGGCCUGGUUCCCCCACAGAAACAACUGCUUGCUCUCCCUUCUUACUUCAUGUCCCAUCCCUGACCCAUCAGCACCAAUACAGCUUUUUUCUGGAAAACCACUGCAUUAAACAGCUGCAAAUUUCCCCUGAUGCAUGUGGCUGUUGUGUCUCUCACCCUUCUUUCCCCUCAGGAGCUUUUCUCAGGAAACCACUCGGCGCACUACAGAGACUCCAUAUUGCAGCUAGAGACUUCCUUUUCCUGGACCCUAGUUGGUCUCCACCUGGCAUGUCAGGAGA